Molecule: messenger RNA, 1429 nt
Organism: Nanorana parkeri
Lineage: Eukaryota; Metazoa; Chordata; Amphibia; Anura; Dicroglossidae
Gene: SFRP1
Product: secreted frizzled related protein 1
Exons: 3
Coding region: 238-1164 (308 amino acids)
Biological process (GO): canonical Wnt signaling pathway; non-canonical Wnt signaling pathway; negative regulation of canonical Wnt signaling pathway
Molecular function (GO): Wnt-protein binding
Source: RefSeq, a predicted model, not a curated record
GACUGCACACUUUUCAUUGGAUCUCUGCGAUUCUUUCCUGGCUAACACUUUCUGCUCUCCUCACUCCAAUAUCAAAUUCUGCAAUUACAGCAGGGCAGCUCCAAGCCAUCCACCAGACCUGCAUACUGCACUGUCAGCACUAUUGGAUUUAUUUGAAAGCUAAAACAAAAACUUCCACUUCCACUUUUUCCAGAUUCAGUUAAAUAGUAUCUUUAUAUUUUUAUUUAAUUAGAAACAAUGUCACUGAGGGUUGGCCUUUGGCCCCUGUUGCUUCUUUGGGUCUCACCUGGCUUGUUUUCUAAGGAGGUCCAGCCCUCUGAAUACGACUACGUAGGCUUUCAGCCGGAGAUGGUUCGGAAUUACCAAAGCGGAAGGUUCUAUUCAAGGACACCCCAAUGCGUGGACAUUCCCCAAGAACUCGCGCUGUGCCAUGGCGUGGGCUACAACAAGAUGGUGCUGCCCAACCUUCUGGACCAUGAGAGUAUGGUGGAAGUGAAGUACCAAGCCAGCAGUUGGGUUCCCUUGUUGAGCAAAAACUGCCACCCAGGCACCCAGGUGUUCUUGUGUUCACUCUUUGCCCCGGUGUGCCUGGAACAGCCCCUCUACCCGUGCCGAUGGCUGUGCGAAGAGGUGAGAGAUGGUUGCGAGCCGGUCAUGCAGUAUUUUGGCUUUCCUUGGCCGGAAAUGCUUCGCUGCGAUCAGUUCCCGAGGGAGGACGUCUGCAUUGCCUCACCAAAUGCCACCCAGGCCCCACGUCCACGUAGGUCAGAAGUUUGCCCGCAGUGUGACAGCGAGAUAAAAGCGGACUCUCUCUAUGAACACUUGUGUGCCAGUGAAUUUGCCUUGAAGGUUUCUGUGCGAGAGGUGAAGAAGGACAGCGGAGACCGAAAGCUGAUUCUGAAGAAGAAGAGGGCAAUAAAGAAGGGUUCCAUCCCGAGGAAGGAUUGGGUAGACUUGGUCCUUUACCUGAAGAAUGGUGCCAACUGCCCAUGCCCCGAGCUGGAGCAACUGAAUGGCCAGUUUCUGGUUCUGGGGCGGAAGGUGAAGAAUCAACACAUUCUUACCGCAAUCCACAAGUGGGACAAGGCCAAUCGCGAGUUUAACCGUUUUAUGCGCAAAGUGAAGAAGACCAAGUGCCCAAAGCCACACUCGGUGUUCAUGUGAGACUGUUUUCUCAUUUAAAGACAAAGCACGCUCUCCCCCAUAACACGCUGUUUCUGCUACUGGAGCUGGGACUCUGAAGCAGAUCGAAGCACCGAGAUGGUGUUAAGGGGCACAUCAGCUUUACCCCUACCCUAUAUCUCCCACAGACAAUGGGAAAAGGACACCCACUGAGACAUUGAGACUGCUAAAAAGCCGAGAAACGUAUGUCACUCACCUGUAGAAAACAGAUUAUCAUACAUACUAGUAGUCUGUGAUCACUUACAGG